UUUGGUCAAUUUCCGGUGCCUCGGCAUCUUCAGUCAUUGCCUCCCACUUCAGCCACCACGUACGCAGUACGCUCAGCCGCAUUGCAGUGACUCACCGACAAUAGGAGUUUCGUUCUCCAUCCAAUCAUCGAUCACCUUCGACAACACUGCCUACUCUCCUGAGUCUUGUCGCUCUAUUAUAUGCUCUGGUAUCGUUGAAAAUGCAGUGUCCCUCUCGCUCCUUAGUCUGUUCCAAAGGUUUCCCCUCCAACCCCCCCACGACGCACGCCAAAUCUCCAUUGGAACCUUUGCCAAUAUAGCGAGGUACUGUCAGCACAGUGACCUCCCUCAGAUGCCCUCACUCGGCAAGCCUCCGUCCGUCAUGUGGUCGAACAACGUCGUCGAGUCGUUCGGCCCGCAUCCGGCUCGGAUAGCGCUAGCUCGUGAGAGUAACGUUUUGCCCACAACCGCGAUGGGUCCACCGACGCAGCAACGAAAGAGAAAAGCGCCAACUCUACGCGCUGAGGCCUGGGAGCCAUACAAAGCUCGCAUCAUCGAACUACACAUUACGCGAAGCCUUCCGCUGAAGGACGUCAAGACGAUGAUGGAGGAUUUCGGCUUUAUCGCGGAAGAACGGCAGUAUCGAACACGUAUCAGCCAAUGGAGGAAGGACAAAAAUGUCAAGCCUCAAGAAAUGAAGGCAAUCGUUCGGAAACGCCAGCAGAGAAAGCUCGUUGAAGUUGACAAGAGGGGUCUCGUUUUCGAGGUGCGAGACAAUGAAGUAGAGCCACGAAAGAUAGACCGUUGGAUGAAGAGGCAUGGUAUUCCCGAGAGUCUUCCGUACGCCCCCAGCCCCGCCGCAUCCACUCCGUCCGCUGUAAUCUGUCGAACCAUUUCCGAACGCGGCACACCGGUUCCCAGUCCCUCACUCUCAACAGCAAGUCCGAUUCACUCACUAGGGGGCUUUGAUACUCCGGCUCAGAGUCCACGGGUAUGCUCGCCAGCUCUUUCCGUAUCCAGCAUAGUUCAAUUUAAAGACAGCACUCUCACCACGCAGAGUCCGAUUUCUACUUGUCGACCUCUUCCAAGCUCCGUUUCCGCUGUUGGCAUCGCUCAAGGCCCAUCGGAUAUUGCAGCAGGUUCUCUCCAGCAUCAUUACAGCCAAGGCGGGGGGGAAAGGUUAGCCGGGGGAGAUGACCAGGACAUGCUAGAUGAGAUGAGGGGUCUAGUGUCCAUCUACGGUUUGGCUUCUUUCUUUUACUGGCACCAACUGGAAGUGGGAGCAACUGGGUUAACUAAGCAGUUAUUUGGGCAGGAGUACCCAUGCACGCUAGAGGGCAUAAGCAAUGCGGUGGCGACAUACCACAAUCAAGGACGGUGGCAGGAGGCCCAAGUGCUAGGCGAGCGCAUCGUUAAGAUGAGUUCAAGGACGCUUGGCGAGGAGCAUCCAGAUACGCUAACUAUCAUGAACAAUCUGGCGGUGACAUACGCCGCAAAAGGACGGUUGAAGGAAGCUGAGGCGCUACAUAUAAGGGUGUCGGAAUCUAGGAAAGCAGUGCUUGGGGAUUUGCACCCGGACACGCUAACCAGCAUGACUAACCUGGCAUGCACACUCAAAUUGCUUGGACGCAAAGAGGAGGCCGUUUCAUUGAUGCGAAAAUGCCGCCGGCUACGGGAAAAUGUCCUUGGGCCAGAGGAUCAGGACACAAGAGAAUCGCUCGAGUUUCUCAACAAGUGGCAGGCGAAGGACGGGGAGACGGAUCUUUGAGCCGGUUUCUGGGUAUCGCACAUGCAUGUAUCUCUUUUGUGUUCUUUGCGGAAGGUACGGGCACUUUUGCUUGUCUACCAUACUCCUCUAGGCUACACCCUAAACUUGUGCAAAAGAGAGUAACUGUCCCUACGUAAGAGUAUCGAAGCAUAUCGCCACAUUCCUAGAGUGGAGCAGGAGCUCAGUAAUAGCUUGCAUUCGUCUUUCACUCACCGCAAAGAGUGGUCUCCCGUGUGACGCUUUUCACUUCGACCUAACAACACAACGAAAUACCCACACUACAACGCCACCCCGACCCCAAAACUUAUUCCGCAUCCAUGUAAGCCCCCGAACACAUCUGGCCGUCCUCUGCAUCCUCUAGUACUCCUUCCUUCACGCCCUCCUCACACCCCACGA
Trematosphaeria pertusa is the source of this 2143-nucleotide messenger RNA. RefSeq lists its product as uncharacterized. Gene Ontology annotation, molecular function: protein binding. The coding region runs from base 332 to 1747 and encodes 471 amino acids. The transcript has 3 exons. The record is from RefSeq and is a predicted model, not a curated record. Lineage: Eukaryota; Fungi; Ascomycota; Dothideomycetes; Pleosporales; Trematosphaeriaceae.